AUGUCGAUCCAGUGUCAAGCGCAUUCAAUGUUAAAUUAUGAGCAGCAGCAUCGGUAUAAAUAUAUUGCAUUGAGUGCUUCAGUCUCAUCGAACAACAAUGCCUCAAUGCUUGUAGCUGCCGACUUCGACACUAUACACUUUCGCGGCAAUGGUGAUUCUGUGUGCGUCGCGCGAGGCUUGCAUGUCGCCCUUGUGUCCGAUGUCGAACAGAAUCCGGCGACAGCUCCCUCGUGGCCCCAUUGGCUCAUCACUUCCUGA
Molecule: messenger RNA, 258 nt
Organism: Baudoinia panamericana UAMH 10762
Lineage: Eukaryota; Fungi; Ascomycota; Dothideomycetes; Mycosphaerellales; Teratosphaeriaceae
Exons: 1
Coding region: 1-258 (85 amino acids)
Source: RefSeq, a predicted model, not a curated record